UCCGCUCCAAGAGAAAUGGCAGCAGCCUUGUCCCGUGCCCUAAAACUACCCGGAAAAAAGGGCUCGGAGCUGGGAGAGUACGACCCACUCACCCAAGCAGACAGCGAGGACGAGAGCGAAGAUGAUGACCUGGUACUCAACUAUCCCCGCAACGGUCUGGGCCGAGACUCAUUCCAUGGCGCCGGCGGCUCCACAAAGCUGCGGGGAAGUCGAUCCGGGCGACUUGUGGUGGCCGGAGAUUCGCCGCAGGAGGAUGGGGACGACUGGAGAGAGCGACUCCCCAACAAAUCCCAGCAGGGCAGGGACGAUGUGAAAGGAGGGCAGUACUGGAGCCCGUCAAGGGAGGACAGGGAGCAGCUUGGGGGAUCUGGACUGAGGAUUCACGGGACGGAUGAGGAAGCCAAGAGGCUGAAGAGGAAGAAUGCUGUGCGGGCCUCCUUUUUUCUGGUGCCUCUAGUUUGCGCCAUGCUUCUCGUGCUUCUUUGUGCAUUCCUGAUUCCUUGUCAGAAAGGAGCAUUAGCAAAGAGGCCACAAUGGGAGCGAGCACUUGGAGAUGCUGGAGGUGUAACUCCACCUGCGCUGGCCGUAUGGGAUGUCGACGGCGAUUCCGUGGAUGACGUGCUGCUCAGUGUCACCGAGUGGACCAAUGACACGCAUCCCACACAAGGGAACAAAAUUUACAGCGCCGUGGUCCUGUCCGGUGCUAAUGGACAGCUCCUGUGGAGGAAAGUCAUGUGGGAGCCAGUCAUGUAUAUUCAGUGUGGUCUGCAGCUCAACACGAAACCAUUACCUGUAUGUCUCCUCAUUGGGAAGUCUAUCAUCAUGGCUGUGAAUGGAACCACAGGGAAGAACUUGUGGUCCACGCUGCUGAGGAACAUUGAAUCCCAAGCUGUGUUACUCCCAGAUGUCCAAGGAGAUUCCGUUCCGGAUCUACUGAUAGCCACCCUGCCUGCCAACGAGGCUCUGGAUCUCUCCCUGACUUUAAUUUCUGGGCUGACUGGAGCGACACUCGGACAGUCUGUGUCAUUCAACCUCACCGGACAAGGGAAACUGAUUGGCCCUCUUCUGCAUGAGACUCAACAAGGGGCACCUUACAUCUUGUUUGGCCUAGGUAAUGUCGUGGCCAUCUCACUGCGGGAUAUUUACAUCCGUGCAACCAGCAAGUUACCGCUGACUCCCACACUAAGACAGAAGGAUCCUGGCUGGGAGGGAUUGAAGAAAACAAAUUCCUCCUCCUCCUUCAUACACAUCUUCAGAGGAUCUGAGCGUGUGGAGUUCUUGCUGCCCCUGGUGGCCGGUUUUGGCACUUACCACAACAACCUGGACACGCUUUCCAACUUGAAUUCCAGUAAGAGCGACUGGGUGUUGGUGUAUGGCUUUAGCAAGAUCUCGGUGCUGAGACAGAGGGAUGCGCGCAAACAGUGGACCUUUAAUUCCGCCCCCAUACACAGCCAACCAACUCCUGGACACUUUAAUGAUGACGGAAUCCUCGAUCUUUUCUUUCAGCACUCGGCAAAUGGCAUAAUGAAGGCGCAGGUGAUUGACGGGGCAAAUGGCCGUCCUCUCUGGACGGCACAGUUCGUGUGCCCCCGUCUUGUUUUGGAAACGGCAGCGGUCUCCACUUCCACUGGCCUAUCAGCUUUUGUCUUCUGGGCCAGCGAGCCAAUCACUGCACAGAAGAAUAUCACCAAGGCAACUGUGGCCCCGGGUGUUACGGCAGCAGAACCAGUCAUCCGAAAGCUCUUCCUGUUGCACCCCGCCUAUCCCACAAUCCUGAUGCAGUUGGCGACGACCACCGAUACUGCAGUGGCUGCCGCAGUGAGCUACGAAAAGCGGCAGAAAGAUGCAUCCUACAUCACCGUAUCCCCACGGCCGGCGCCCGACUCGGAGCCCGCCGCUCGGAUAGUGAAGAGCAUUCGACUCCGUGCGGCCAUCGCCAAAGGACGGGUGGUCACAUUAGGCGAGAGCUUGGAGACUGGGGUCACUGGUAAACUUGACACAUCUGAGCUUGACAAGUUUUACAGACACCUGUUCUUCAAAUAUUAGUAACAUGCUGCUUUUCUACCAUGCUGGGACACAAGAAAGGGUACAACUGGUUAACUGCACUAAGAAGGGAUUCAUUUGAAGCUAUUUACAGCUUGGCUAAUUAAUUGGAACUUCAUUUCUCUUCUGUUAAUUGAAUGUGAAGUAUUUCUCAUUUUUAGUCAUGUUAUUUAUAAUUUGUUUCCUUAAAUACUUGUGUAUUUAUUUGAAUGGAAUUUUACAAAUGUUUUGUUGAAUGCCUAAUUGCUGACUUGAUCACGGCGCUUUGUUUUAAUGAAAGGAAGUGUAAAUGCAGUAAUUCGUUUUUAAAUCUUUUUAAUGGUCAGUGUUACAUGAUCUCAGAUCGAAUCUUUACAAUCUCCUCAAAUGAUCAUGUGGUAAUUUUCACGUUGCUAUGUGUAAAAAAUUGAUUGCUGUACAGUAUUUAUUAAGUUGAUGUAUUGUCUUAUACUGUUUCUAUUUUUUUGUUCUCACUUGGCUGCUCAUGAGUACAAUAUCUUAUUGUAAGCUGCAACUUCCUGUAUUAAAAAUGAGAAAAUAAAUUCUUUGUGCAACUGGGA
This is a messenger RNA of Syngnathus typhle (broad-nosed pipefish), 2603 nucleotides long. It is a transcript of the gene fam234b, whose product is annotated as family with sequence similarity 234 member B. NCBI's taxonomy places the organism in Eukaryota, Metazoa, Chordata, Actinopteri, Syngnathiformes, Syngnathidae. The record is from RefSeq and is a predicted model, not a curated record. The transcript is spliced from 13 exons. The coding region runs from base 16 to 2046 and encodes 676 amino acids.